Sardina pilchardus (European sardine) is the source of this 1535-nucleotide messenger RNA. Its product is annotated as holocytochrome c-type synthase. Gene Ontology annotation, molecular function: holocytochrome-c synthase activity. Gene Ontology annotation, cellular component: mitochondrion. Gene Ontology annotation, biological process: cytochrome c-heme linkage. The record is from RefSeq and is a predicted model, not a curated record. The transcript is spliced from 7 exons. Bases 86 to 928 code for a protein of 280 amino acids. NCBI's taxonomy places the organism in Eukaryota, Metazoa, Chordata, Actinopteri, Clupeiformes, Clupeidae.
GGGUUAUUUGAGGUGAAGAAUUGUGCAGUGCACGACAUUGAAGUGUGCUUACAGUGUGUCAAGGUAUAUUGGACGGACAGUGACGAUGACCGAGACUGUGUCCAACCACAUGGGCUCACUGAAGGUCGAGACCUUCUCUCCUCCAGAAUCUGCACCACCACGGAGUUGUCCCAUGCAUCAGGAGCACAAACAAAGCGCUCCUCCCCCAGAAUGCCCCAUGCACAAGGCAUCUGUACCUGCCCAGCAGGCUCCAAAGACUUCCCCUACAGUCCCAGAGACUCCUGCUCAUCAGGACCGAGCCUAUGAGUUUGUGGAGUGUCCGAUGAAGGCAGCAAGAGGAGAGAACGGAGCGAUGUCUGACAUAAACCCUGCAAACAUGAUGCCCCCACCCAACCAAACCCCAGCAGCUGGUCAGCCUUUUUCCCUGUCUGUGAACAGACAAGAGUCCACAAUCCCCCGGUCCGGGGCUGAACAGAACUGGGUCUACCCAUCAGAACAGAUGUUCUGGAACGCUAUGCUACGCAAAGGGUGGCAAUGGAAUGAAGGUGACAUUGGACAGAAGGACAUGAAAAGCAUCAUCAAGAUUCACAACCAGAACAAUGAGAUGGCUUGGCAGGAGAUCCUCAGAUGGGAGGCUCUUCAUUCCAAGGAGUGUCCUUGUGGUCCAACUUUGGUUCGGUUUGGAGGUAAAGCAAAGGACCUGACACCAAGAGCCAAGUUCCGCCAUUGGAUGGGGUAUGAAUUGCCAUUUGACAGACACGACUGGAUUGUAAAUCGUUGUGGAAAAGAAGUCCGAUAUGUCAUAGACUACUAUGAUGCUGGUCUUUCCACCAAACACACCAUUCUAGAUGUGCGCCCUGCUUUGGACUCCAUUGGAGCGGUGUGGGAUCGCAUGAGGGUUGCAUGGUUUCACUGGACCUCCUCGUGACUCCUGACCAGUAGAGGGCGCUGGCCACCAUCAACAAUUCAUAUGUAUUCUGCCGGAGAAAAACUAAUACCCAUCGUGCUUUGAAAUGAACUUCUGCAUCUCACCAGUCAACCUUUAAGCAAUAGUUGCCAGUGAUGCUUCUGAGAACUGGCCUUAGUCGGCCUUGCUUUGGUUCUAGGGUAGAAAUUCCAUAUUUUGUUUUUAAAUUCAUUGGAGUGUCUGGAUAGGGGAUUGACCGCACAUAGUAUGGUUUAGAGAUGGCUGAACACACCUGGGUUAAGGUGGUUUAUUCAUUUCAUGGGAGUAUGCAAUGCAUAGUAUUUAUUAUACUUCAAUAAUUGUGUGUGCAGGAAACGGUCAUGAUAUUCCACUCAUCUAUAAUAAGGAGCGAGUUCCAAGAGUACAUGGUCUGAAGCUUCUUUUUGGAUAUGUUGAUGUCAUAUGAUUCUCUUGCUUGGAUGCAUAUGUUUAUUUUAUGCACAUUAUUUCUUGCUAGAUUUUUGUUCAACUCCAGGAUUCUAAACCGUCACAAAACAUACAUAACUGGAAAGUUAUGACUCUUUGUCUGUGCUGUUGCUGUAACAUAAUAAACUGUUAUUUAUUUGUA